AUAAAAUUAACUGAUAUGAGCACUUGUUUUUAUUCCAAACUUGAAUUGAAAAAAGCAAAUUUAUUGCAGUAUCUAUUGUUUUGUUUUUUAAAAUUUAUAGCAACCAAAGCAGAACGUGGUGAUUUUGGUAUACCUGGAAGGGAUGGAUUGUCAGGAAGACCUGGAAGGAAAGGAGAAGCAGGUGUUCCUGGUUUACCAGGACCAACUGGACAAAAAGGAAUUCCAGGUUUUAGCAUUCCAGGAUUUAAAGGAGAAAGAGGAAAUACUGGUGCACCUGGUCUUCCAGGCUUUGAUGGUGUAUCUGGUAUUAAAGGAGAAAAAGGAUAUCCUGGGUAUCCUGGAACUAAAGGAGAACAAGGUGGUAUUGGUUUUCCUGGACUUUCAAUACCUGGAUUUCCAGGUUUGGAUGGCUUACCGGGCAUAAAUGGAGCACCAGGAUUAAAAGGUUUUAAAGGUGAAACUGGAGAACCAGGAUUUAUAGGACUUGCUGGACUAAAAGGAGAAAAAGGAGAUGAAGGUCCAAGAGGAUUCUCAGGAACACCUGGACUUAUUGGAUUAAUUGGUGAUAAGGGUGAAGCAGGAGAGCCAGCAGCUAUUAGUGAACCAUAUAAAAUUCGUGGACCACCUGGAGCUCCAGGGCCACAGGGUCCACCUGGACCACAGGGAUAUAUGGGAAUACCUGGUACUCUAGGUCAAGAUGGAUUUCCUGGAAUAAAAGGUGCUAUUGGUCCACAAGGCCCAAAUGGACCAAUUGGUUUUCCUGGAAGAAAAGGAGAAGCUGGAGAUUCUGGAAUAAAUGGUUUGGAAGGUCAAGCAGGAGAAUUUGGAUUAGCUGGAGAACCUGGCCCUAAAGGAAGGCCUGGACAGUUGGCAUCAUCAAGAGGCAAUGUUUUUUCUUUCCAUAGCCAGACAACAGAGAUACCAAAAUGUCCAGCAGGAUCAUCUCAAUUAUGGACUGGAUAUUCUCUCUUGUAUCUUCAAGGAAAUGAAAGAGCAUUUGGACAAGAUCUUGGUCGAGCUGGAAGUUGUCUUCAACGUUUCAGUACAAUGCCAUUUUUAUUCUGUAACUUAAAUAAUGUAUGUAAUUCUGCAUCAAGAAAUGAUUUCAGUUAUUGGUUAAGCACUUCUGAACCAAUGCCAAUGGAUAUGAAACCAAUUACUGGAAUAAAGAUACGAAAAUAUAUCAGUCGUUGUGUAGUUUGUGAAGCUCCAACUAAGGUGAUUGCAGUUCACAGUCAAACUAUGGAUAUUCCAGAUUGUCCAGAAGGAUGGAAUGGUAUCUGGAUUGGUUACAGUUUUAUCAUGAAUACUGAUUCAGGAUCAGAGGGAAGUGGACAAUCCUUAUCAUCACCUGGUUCUUGUUUAGAAGAAUUUAACACUACACCAUUUAUAGAAUGUCAUGGACAUGGACGUUGCCAAUAUUAUCACACAGCAACUAGUUUCUGGUUAGCAACUAUUGAAAAUCGAAACCAGUUCAAGAAACCUGAACCAGAUACACUUAAAGCUGGUAAUAUCCAUAAUCGUAUAUCAAGAUGUCAAGUGUGUAUGAGACAGUAUACAUCUUAUAUACCCACUAUUGAUUUUAUUCCCCGAGUGAACUAGUCUAAUUUUUAAAAAGAUUCAUUCAAGAAAAUUCAUGAAGUUAUAGAAGUUUUGCUGAAAGAUAACCUGAAGAGUGCAUAAUUAGUGCAAAUAUAUAUUUAUCUGAAUUUGAAUAAGUAUCAAUACUUUUAAAACAAAUUAAUAUAAAUAGUGAUUUUUAAAAAUUAACAGAUAUACUGGAAAUAUUUUCUGUUUAGAUUUUGUAAACAGAUUUCAUAUUUCUAAAUUAAUUCUAAAUUUUUAUAGUGAUUUUUUUUUUUUUUUUGUAAAGCAUAACUGUGAGCAGUUUAAAAUCAUUGUUACUCAUUUUUAUGGUGUUGAUUACUUUGUUAACUCUGUUCAAAAAUAAUAUGGCAUUUCAUUUUAAACGCUUCAAAUUUUAGCACUAUUUUGUAUAUACAUAUGCAUGUAUGUGUCGUUGGUUUCCAUGUGCUCAGAAAUUUCUAUGUUAAGUUAAAUAAAUAAUGCUAUUUUUUUCUUAUAAGAAAAAGUAAUUUGGUUGCAAUAAUGAAUAUAAUAAUUAGCUUUAUUCAUUGCAUUUCAGUGUAUGUAAAGCAUUUAAACUUCAAUAUUAUUAUUUAAAUACUGUACUUAGCUCUGUCACUGCCAGUUGUGAACAGAUAACACUGAACUUUGAUAACAUCUGUUUCAUAUGAUGAAACAAAUACUAAAAUAAUUUAAAGUUGUAAAAUUGGAUCUUCAAUUAAUUUAAACAAUAAAAACUAUUUUAAAAUUA
This is a messenger RNA of Centruroides sculpturatus (bark scorpion), 2338 nucleotides long. RefSeq names its product collagen alpha-3(IV) chain-like. Bases 16 to 1602 code for a protein of 528 amino acids. NCBI's taxonomy places the organism in Eukaryota, Metazoa, Arthropoda, Arachnida, Scorpiones, Buthidae. The record is from RefSeq and is a predicted model, not a curated record. Gene Ontology annotation, cellular component: collagen trimer; basement membrane. Gene Ontology annotation, molecular function: extracellular matrix structural constituent. The transcript has 7 exons.